Molecule: messenger RNA, 1333 nt
Organism: Helianthus annuus (common sunflower)
Lineage: Eukaryota; Viridiplantae; Streptophyta; Magnoliopsida; Asterales; Asteraceae
Product: protein BEARSKIN2
Exons: 3
Coding region: 13-1131 (372 amino acids)
Biological process (GO): regulation of DNA-templated transcription
Molecular function (GO): DNA binding
Source: RefSeq, a predicted model, not a curated record
GAGAGAGAGUGAAUGAUGGCGUCGUCGUCGAGCGGCGGCGUUCCUCCGGGCUUCCGGUUUCAUCCCACCGAUGAAGAGCUUUUGCAUUACUACUUGAAGAAGAAGGUUUCGUUUCAGAAAUUUGAUAUGGAUGUUAUUAGAGAAAUUGACUUGAAUAAGGUUGAGCCAUGGGAUCUUCAAGAGAGAUGUAACAUUGGAUCCACACCGCAAAAUGAGUGGUACUUCUUUAGCCACAAAGACAGGAAGUACCCAACGGGUUCAAGGACGAACAGAGCGACAAACGCCGGUUUUUGGAAGGCAACUGGGAGAGACAAAUGCAUCCGUAACACUUUUGAGAAGAUUGGUAUGAGGAAAACCCUUGUGUUUUAUCGUGGACGUGCUCCCCAUGGUCAAAAGACUGAUUGGAUCAUGCAUGAAUAUCGACUAGAAGAUAACGAUGAUCAUCAUGAUCCCCUCAAUCCCUCUCUCACAUCUCCUGAAGAUGGAUGGGUAAUUUGCAGGGUGUUCAAGAAGAAGAAUUUGUUCAAGGUUGGAGGAAGCGAAGGAUCGAGAGGUAGCAUUGGGUCCGAUCAACUUAACCAUGGUUCAAGCCAACCCGGUUCAUUUUCACACGCCAACCAUCACUACUUAACAUACAAUCAAGAACAACAACACCAACAACUACAAACUUUCGUCGAUCUUGGGCUCAACCACGGUCACCUUCCUAGCCAAUAUCCCCAUCUCCAAGCCCAAAACUUCAUACCAACCCACAAGCCCUUGGGUUACGAGUUCUCAAAUUUUCCAUCUGAAGACUCACCCGCCAUGGUUAAACAGCUAAUGUCGAACCAUGGCGAGUGUGACAGUGGAAGUUGUGAGAACCAACUUCAAGUUGGUUACCAAGCUUGUGAGCCGGGGUUGGAGGCUGGAACAUGUGAACCCGCGACUCAAAGCAUGGUUAAUGCAUCUGGAAACGAGUGGGGAAUGAUGGAUAGGCUCGUGACACCGCAUAUUAGUGCGGCCAACGAAGAUGGCGAUUCCUCGAAAAGGAUGGUAGGAUAUGAGAAUAACACAAAUGCAUCUUCUUCAUCAAUGCAACAAAUCAAUCAACUCUCGUUGCAUGGUGAGAUGGACUUUUGGCGCUACGGAAAGUAGUGGAAUAUACAUAUUUGUAUACUUAAUUUUCUUUUAAAACAUUUGAAUACAAGGAUUAGAGCUCUAAAUGAAGACGUUUCUAGUCCUAUAAGCUACCAAUACUUUCAUUGUUAAGAUUAAUUCUGUAUUUUACUCUAUAUAAUUAAUUUGACUAAGAAUUGAAUAUCGUAUGAUGUAUUUAUAUUUGGGAAAUUCAUCGAAA